AUGGCCGCCCCUGCCCUCGACGAGAAAGCCGUUACCAAAGAGGUCCCCCGUUCUCCCUCUUUUGACGAUGAAAAGCUUGGACACCACUCCGAUGACUCCCUGAGCUUCAUCGAGGGCUCCGAGGGCGUCACUCAGCAUGACCUCGACACCCUGAGACAUGUCGCCGACAGGCUGCCUUACGCUGCCUGGUUGGUUGUCUUCGUCGAAUUCGCCGAGCGAUGGACGUACUACGGCACGACGAACAUCUUCAACAACUACAUCCGUGCGCCUCUUCCUAGGUUCUCCACCACUGGUGCAGUCGUUGUCGACGCCGAUCGCGCGGGCGGUGUAGCUGGCGCUCUCAACAAAGGCCAGCAGAUCUCCUUUGCUAUCCGUACCUUCAAUACGUUCUGGGUUUAUGUCACUCCCUGGAUUGGUGGAAUUAUCGCCGACACCCUCUGGGGUCGCUACAAGACCAUCAUGGUCUUCUCCGUGGUUUGCCUGGCUGGUCACAUCAUUCUCGUCGGUUCUGCUUCCGCUCCGUCUCUCGCCAACCCCGACGGUGCGAUGGGUCUGCUCGUUUUUUCCAUCGUUAUCAUGGGUCUCGGAGCUGGUGCGAUCAAGGCUAACGUUUCUCCCAUGAUCGCUGAGCAGUAUACUGGGAAGCUUCGAAAAGUUACUUUGGACUCGGGCGAAGUUGUUAUCAUGUCGCCCUCUGUCACUAUCCAGAGUAUCUACCUUUGGUUCUAUGCCGCCAUCAACUUGGGAGCGUGCGGUGCCAUUUCGGCGUCUUUCCUUGCUCGCGAUAAUGGGUACUGGAUUGCUUACCUCGUGCCGACUUGCAUCUUCUUCCUCGUCCCCGGCAUCCUUCUUAUCGGCAAGAACCAGUAUGUCAAGACCCCUCCUCGUGGCUCGAUCUUGCUCGAGACCAUCCGUGUCAUCAUCUACGCCCUUGCCCCGGCCUGGUCCAUCAACCCCCUCAAGACUGUGCGCAACAUCAGGAAGCCCGACUUCUGGGACCCCGCUAAGCCUUCGUCUUAUGAAGAAGGCAAGCUUCCUGCGAAGAUAACUUGGGACGACGAAUUCGUCGGUGAGGUCGGUCGUACGCUCAACGCCUGCGCCGUCUUCUUGUUCUUCCCCUUCUUCUGGCUUUGCUACUCCCAGAUUGAUGGAAAUCUCGGCACUGUAGCGGCUGGCAUGAGGCUCGAUGGCACACCCAAUGAUUUGAUUCAGAAUUUGAAUCCUAUCAGCAUCGUCAUCAUGAUCCCCAUAUUCGACUAUGUCAUCUACCCCUUCCUGCGCAGGAGAGGCAUCAACUUCACCCCCAUCAAGCGUAUUUUCACUGGCUUCAUCGUCGCCGGUCUUGCCAUGCUGUACGCUGCCGUCCUCCAGCACUUCAUCUUCCAGAGGUCGCCUUGCCACGACAACCAGCCUUCCGCCUGCAUGACGCCUGACGAAGUCCAACUCCCUGCUGAUAUUAACGUCUGGAUUGUAAGUGGCCCGUACAUCAUGGUCGGCCUUUCCGAAAUCUUCGCCUCGAUCACCUCGCUCGAGUACGCCUUCACCAAGGCGCCCGCCCGCAUGAAGUCCGUCGUCAUGGCUUUCUCCCAAUUCCAGGUCGCCCUCUCGUCUGCCCUCAACUUCACCCUCACCGCUGUCAACACCGAGCCCAAGUUCGCAUGGCUCUUCGGUUCGUUCGGUGUUACCGCUUGGGUCAUCGGCACCAUCUUCUUCAUUACAUUCAGGAACCUCGAUAGGCGCGAGGCUGAGCUCAACGCCAUCGGCAAAGGAGACCGUAAAGGUUUCGCCGACGAGCAAACCGAGCAACCCUCAAACAGCGAGAAAUCAUGA
Messenger RNA from Cyclocybe aegerita, 1830 nucleotides. Lineage: Eukaryota; Fungi; Basidiomycota; Agaricomycetes; Agaricales; Hemipholiotaceae. The record is from the annotation of a GenBank genome assembly.